UUUUAAAUAUAAAAAAAAUUUUUUUUUUACAAUUAUAUUUUAUAAUCUUAUAAUAUUUACUUAUUUUAUAAAUAUAAAUGAUAUAUAAUUUAAUCUAAAUACUUAAACUUAAGCGUCUACAUUUACAAAAAAAAUAUCCCAAAAUGGUAAACAUUAGCAACGAAAAUUUUUUCACUUACCUAUCCGAAAAUCAGUAUUUUUAUAACACUAACAAUGAUUGGGCUAUACAUGAUUCGAUAACUAAGUUGAAAGAUGACAUGAAUGAAGAAAUUAUUCGCAAGAAAUUUUUUGACAAAAACCUUUUCGACAUCGAAGCCGCUACCUCUUUCAAAAAUUACAAAUAUUCAUACAAUAACAAUAAUAACAUAUUUAAAACUGAUUCGGGGAUCACAAUUUUAACGCCUACCAAUCAUUUUACAUAUGAUUUUGACUCGCUCCAUGCCCGUAGUCCUAUGGUAAUCUCCUCGAAAGGUAUAGAUACGAAAUACCUGAAUUAUUGCGAUAGUAAAACACAUGUUGAGUUAAGUGGUGAUGGGAAUGGUUUUGGCCUAAUUAAUAAUAUACCUUGCGAGAAAAAUGAUAGUAUAAAUUCGAAACAAAUGUCCGAAUUUGAUUUAGUUGUUAACGAGAUUCCAUACAUUCCCAACCCCGAAUGUCAAAUUAAUAAUAAUAAUUCUGUUAAUGGCCCAUCGAGUCUACAUCAUUUUGACUCAUUAAAUUCUCUUCUUUACCGUUAUCCUGACCUUAAUCACAAUUCUAAUAAAAAAAGUAACUCUGAGGAAGGUGAAAUUAAUAUCGAUGUUAACCAUCCUACAACUUUUGAUGUUUACAAAAUUUCCAACGAACUUAAUGACGAUGCUGUGGAUAAUGAUCGAUUGAAUAAACCUCUGGGCAAUUCGGGACUUCACUCUGAGAACAAAAUCUAUGAUUUCGAUCACAAAUCCUCUAUCCCGGAUAUUAUGCCCUACAAUUUUUACAAAAAGAGAAAAGUGAAGAUUGAAUGGGGAAAUGAUGAAUGUUUUGCGAAGACUGAUGAUUUAAAUCAAAACACUAUUUUGAAUAACGAACCAGAGUAUAGAAAAUAUUUCGAAUCCGUCGCGAAUAGCAAAUAUUCGACAUUUGGCAGAUUUAAAAAGUCGAGAAACAAAAAUAUUGAAAACCCCGAAACCCAAUGCCACUAUAAUAGCCACCAUGACAAAAAUCCAAUGUAUAUCGAUGAAGAGAAAACUGAAGUUAAAAAAGACUACACUCAACCUCAAUUAUAUUGCAAUCAAAACCCAUCGCCUACAAACACUGGGUGUUACAAAUGGAUGCAAAUUAAAAGGAAUAAUGGGAAUUUAAAUAACAAUUCUUCUUUCAAGCCGUUUGCCGCCCCUGAUUUAAGUUCGAAACAAACUUUCCCAAAAACUGGAAAUAGCUUUCACAAUAUAGACAAUAAUUUUAAUCAGCAAAGACAUAUUAUCAUGGAGGGUUCUGAUAUUUUUUCUAAAAUGAGAGAAGAAGACCAUUACUUGCCAGAUUCAUUUAUCGGGGAAAUUAAAAAUCCUGAUCAAAACCUAAAACGAGUUUAUACAAGUCAUCAUGCCACUAUUCCGCAGAAAGAUUUCAACAAUAUAGAGCAAAAAUACACUAAUUCGCAGACCGAUAAACAAUUCGAAAGCAAUCUUGUAUCAAUUACACCCAGAACCAUUAACUCUAAUUGCCAAGGAAAUGACAUUAACUUGGUUAAUAAUGUUAACACUGGUCGGACAAACUUUACCAACAAGCAGUUGACGGAACUGGAAAAAGAAUUUCAUUUUAAUAAUUACCUCACUAGAUCUCGCAGGUUAGAAAUUGCGGCUUCCUUAGAUUUGAACGAGAAUCAAGUAAAAAUUUGGUUUCAAAACAGGAGAAUGAAACAGAAAAAGCGUAUUAAGGAGGGAACCAUACUCGUAACGUCUAAACCUUCUAUGACUAACACCUACCUCAAUCAACAUCAUAUCUAUAAUUAUAAUAAUUGUUCCAAUAAUUGCAGUACAAACAACACCACUUGCCUAUUAACUGAACCAUCAAAAACGCUGAACAUCGAUAUCGUGUCGUCACACUCAAUUCUGAAUUCUCGUGACUAUAAUAAUGGCACCCAUCAUAUUAACACUCAUUUGUCACAAUUGUCAAAAUUUUCAGAAAUAUUGGAGCCCAAUUAUAUAAACGAAGAUCAUGUCAAGAAAUGGGAUAAUGAAAAUUAUAGAAAGAAUGACCUGAAUCUCAUUUACACGAAUUAUGAAAUAUCGUCUCCAAACAAUAAUAAUUCAAUUGAAUUCAACAAAAAUGUUUCCCAACCAAAAGGAUUUAACAUGGGCCAAAUGUUAACUGGAAACAUAACCAGCUCUACUCCACCUUAUUACAUACAACGGAUCAUGACUAAAAAAUCAAAUACGGAUGAAAUUUCGGGUUUGGUAUACCCUACUAAUUCGUAUUUAACCCCAAUGAAGGAUGUUUCUGAUGUUAGUUUCGAGGAAAAUUAUAAAUACACACAAUCCCUGCCUUAUAUUGAUAACAAUCACUCUUCGGUCAAUGUCAUUCUGACUAAGUCUUUCGAUACUAAUUCUAAUGGUAGUGAAUUGACAGAAUGCUUGGUAAAUCAUUCAUCAAAUUUUGAAAAUGUAGGAUUAAUCAAUAAUGAUAAGAUAUCAACUGCCAGGGAUUUUCAAAUUUUUUCACUCUACGAAAAUAAUUCUGCAUCAACAUUCUAUUCACCUCCAUCUAUAUCAUCAUCAGAGUGUCAUUGAAUUUCAAUUAUGAUAGUGGAUAUUUUUAAUUUUUUUUAUAAAAUAAAAAUCCCUAUUUCAAUUUUAAUUAAAUUAUAAAUUUUAUCAAUGGUGUAUAUUAUCCGUUAAGGAAAAUAAUAUCUAUUAUACAUGA
Gordionus sp. m RMFG-2023 is the source of this 2901-nucleotide messenger RNA. RefSeq names its product homeobox protein 3-like. Lineage: Eukaryota; Metazoa; Nematomorpha; Gordioida; Chordodea; Parachordodidae. The record is from RefSeq and is a predicted model, not a curated record. Gene Ontology annotation, molecular function: RNA polymerase II cis-regulatory region sequence-specific DNA binding; DNA-binding transcription factor activity, RNA polymerase II-specific. Bases 144 to 2768 code for a protein of 874 amino acids. The transcript has 2 exons. Gene Ontology annotation, biological process: regulation of transcription by RNA polymerase II. Gene Ontology annotation, cellular component: nucleus.